Anopheles nili is the source of this 1295-nucleotide messenger RNA. RefSeq names its product SUMO-conjugating enzyme UBC9-B (gene lwr). Gene Ontology annotation, cellular component: nucleus. Lineage: Eukaryota; Metazoa; Arthropoda; Insecta; Diptera; Culicidae. The record is from RefSeq and is a predicted model, not a curated record. The transcript has 4 exons. Bases 68 to 547 code for a protein of 159 amino acids. Gene Ontology annotation, biological process: protein sumoylation. Gene Ontology annotation, molecular function: SUMO conjugating enzyme activity.
CAGACGCCGGCUGAAGCGGGAAUCAUUUCAGUAACUUAUAACUCAGAUCUUCACCAAACAAGAUACAAUGUCCGGAAUUGCAGCUUCUAGAUUGGGCGAGGAACGAAAAGCUUGGCGCAAAGAUCAUCCAUAUGGCUUUGUGGCACGUCCAGUGAAAAACAUAGACGGAUCGCUGAAUCUAAUGACAUGGGAAUGCGCCGUUCCCGGCAAAAAGACGACUCCGUGGGAAGGUGGGCUGUAUAAGCUUCGCAUGAUUUUCAAAGAUGACUACCCAACGAGCCCGCCGAAGUGCAAGUUCGAACCGCCGCUUUUCCAUCCCAAUGUGUAUCCUUCGGGAACCGUGUGCCUGUCGCUGCUGGACGAAGAGAAAGAUUGGCGUCCCGCUAUCACAAUCAAACAAAUUCUGUUGGGCAUUCAAGAUCUGCUUAACGAACCCAACAUUAAAGAUCCUGCUCAAGCUGAGGCAUAUACAAUUUACUGUCAAAAUCGCAUGGAGUACGAAAAACGCGUCCGUGCACAGGCUAGAGCCAUGUCGUCGACUGACUAAACACUAGAGUUUCUUCUCAGUUUCUUAUUUUUCCCAUAUUUUUAUAUAAGGCAUUUACUUCCUUUUGACACCUGCUGUUACAUCAAUAGUACACAUUCAUUAUUGACUUGUGCUACUGUAAUAAAUUCAUGAUUCAGAAGCUACGAAAUUAAUGAAAGGAUGUUUUCUCUUAUCUAUAUAUUUUUUUGAUGAAAUGCUCUUAUGUAUAUUUGUUGAAAUGCUGUAUUUGUAUCAAAAGAGCGAAAAAAGAAUUGAGCAUGAAUGGAUAUGAGAGCUACGAUUAUAUUAUCAGAAGUCAGGCUAGUGUCCGGUUGCUGAAGAACAUUUUUAGUCGUAGUUAAGGGAAUCUUACAAAGCGAUUAAAAACAUAGGUGGUAGUAGGUCUGGUAGUAGUAGCAUCAACAACUCGCAGUAACCUGUGCGAAAUGCAAGCCGCUCCGGAACGAUACCAAUUCCAGCCCUUGAAAAUGCGACACUAUGGAGAAGUACAGCAGGACGGGAUCACGCACUGAAAUCAGCAACUCGCAUAAGCAAAGCAAUCUGUUGGGACCGUUUUGGAGGGAUUUUGCCCAUCGAGCGCUCGGUGAAUGGAGCGUCGUCAAAAUGGUGUUCAUAACGUUGUUAUUUUCCUACCUAUCUUAUGGAAAAACAGUCUGUGCGUGAUCUGACAGCGGGUCGUCCGGUACAUAUCCAAUUUCGACAGCGAAUAACCGCAUUUCAAGUAUUAAUAAACGUCUUUGAAUCUGUA